ACGAGCCAGGACAUGUGCUAAUAACGCCCUAAGCCGGUUAUAAAGACGUGGAAAUUGGGGGGAGAGGGAAAAAAAAGGGGGGGAAAGGGUCUGUCCUUCCUGGGAUUCCUAGCCGAGUCCAGCCUGCUGCCGUGUGCGUGUGCGUCAGGGCUCUCCCGGCGGCAAUGGGGGCUUGAGAACCGCGUCCCCGGCGCCGGGAAGGGAGCGCGGCGGCCGCCACCGCCACCGCCCCGGAGUCAGGCGCCGAAGCUGCGGGCGGGCGGGCGGGCACGGGCGCGGGCCGGGGCUGCUUGGCGCGGCACGGUGCGGUGCGGCGGCGGCGCGGCGCGGCGGUGCGGGCUUUACCCAGGCGCCCCGGGGUCGGGUGGCACCGAGCGCGACCGGCUCGCGGCGGCGGCGGCGGCGUGCGUGCCAGGGGCUGGGGGCUCGGCCGCUUCGCCCGCGGCUCACCGGGCUCCGCGCUUCCCUCUCUCCAGGGCAGGCGGCUUCGCAGAGCACGAAAGCUCCAGCUGACGGCAUCAUCUCCCACCAGUUUAUCCAACUUCUGCCAAGGCUCUGAAAUGCCAACUAUGUCAAGGCCUGCACUUGAUGUCAAGGGUGGCACCUCACCUGUGAAGGAGGAUGCCAACCCAGAGAUGAGCUCGCUGGCCUACUCUAACCUGGGCGUGAAGGAUCGCAAAGCAGUGGCCAUUCUGCACUACCCCGGGGUGGCCUCGAACGGAGCCAAGGCCAGUGGGGCUCCCACUAGUUCCUCGGGAUCUCCAUCUCCAAUAGGCUCUCCUACCGCCACCCCUCCCACUAAACCCCCACCCUUCAACCUGCACCCUGCCCCUCAUCUCCUGGCCAGUAUGCAGCUGCAGAAACUUAAUAGCCAGUAUCAUGGGAUGGCCGCCGCCGCCGCCGCCGCCACUCCGGGCCAACCUGGGGAGGCAGGGCCCCUACAAAACUGGGGCUUUGGGGCUCAGGCGGGAGGGGCGGGGUCACUCUCUCCUUCUACCGGUGCCCAGAGCCCUGCUAUCAUUGACUCGGACCCAGUGGAUGAGGAGGUGCUGAUGUCGCUGGUGGUGGAACUGGGACUGGACCGAGCCAAUGAGCUUCCGGAGCUGUGGCUGGGGCAGAAUGAGUUUGACUUCACUGCGGACUUUCCAUCUGGCUGCUGAUGCUCACCGUCCCUAAAGAUGGAGGAACAAAGCCACCGAUUCUGUUGUAAAUAAAAAAAUAAAAGUUACUUACAAAGAGAUGGGCCA
Odobenus rosmarus divergens (Pacific walrus) is the source of this 1247-nucleotide messenger RNA. It is a transcript of the gene CITED1, whose product is annotated as Cbp/p300-interacting transactivator, with Glu/Asp-rich carboxy-terminal domain, 1. Gene Ontology annotation, biological process: regulation of DNA-templated transcription; melanocyte differentiation. NCBI's taxonomy places the organism in Eukaryota, Metazoa, Chordata, Mammalia, Carnivora, Odobenidae. The coding region runs from base 561 to 1160 and encodes 199 amino acids. The transcript has 3 exons. The record is from RefSeq and is a predicted model, not a curated record. Gene Ontology annotation, cellular component: nucleus.